AUGGCGUGGUCUGGUCUCUACGUCCUCCAUAGGGAUUACAAGCUUGCGCACCAAUCCCUUUCUCAACAAGUACCAUAUGAUGAAAGUGAUGAUGAAAGAGAAGAUGAUUCUAUACAUGAUCAACUUUCCUUGGACGUGAAGAAUUUGAAUUUGAAAGACGAGGUUUCCGCGGAUGAAAAUGUCGCAAAGAAAUUUACUUUUCAUAAGCUUGCUGUUGCAACAGGGAAUUUCAAGGCAGAUUGCUUUGUUCGUGAAGUAGGGUUUGGAAAGGUUUAUGAAGGUUACAUCGAGAAAAUAAAUCAGGUUGUUACAAUAAAGCAGCUUGACCCUAUCGUGCUUCAAGGAAAAAGGAAAUUUGUUUCUGAAGCGUUAAGACUCAGUUUAGCAGAACACCCAAAUCUUGUCAAGUUAAUUGGGUUUUGUGCUGAGGGAGAACAAAGGCUGUUGGUUUAUGAGAACAUGCCAUUAGGAUCUUUGGAGAACCAUUUGCAUGAUCUUUCCCCCGGGAAAAAACCGCUAGAUUGGAAUACAAGAAUGAAAAUAGCUGUUGGUGUAGCUAGAGGUUUGGAGCAUUUGCUUGAUGAAAUGAAGCCUCCCGUCAUAUACCGUGACCUCAAAUGCUCCACCAUUUUGUUAGGCGAAGAUUAUCAUCCCAAGCUAACUGAUUUUGGCUUUGCAAAAGUAGACCCAAUUGGUAAUAAGAAUUUUUCGACAAGUGUUAUGUGCUCAUAUGGGUAUGGUGCUCUGGAUUACGCAGUGAUGGGUCCAUUGGUAGUCAAGUCUAACAUUUAUAGCUUCGUUGUUGUUCUUUUGGAGCUCAUUACAGGCAGAAAGGCCAUCGAUUAUAGAAGACCUGCUGAUGAAAAAAUUCUAGUUGCAUGGGCAUGGCCGUUAAUCAGAGACCGGCGAUUCUCGGAGUUGGUGGAUCCAUUGCUUGAAGGUCGAUAUCCAGUGUGGGGUUUGUACCGGGCUCUCACUGUUGCUGCUAUGUGUGUUUUGGAGGAGCAGCCUGAUGUGCCACCUUCUAUAGCCGAUGUGGCCACAGUUCUAAAUUGCAUUGCUACACAUCAGUACGAUCCACAAGUUCAUCCGAUACAAAACUCGUGA
Messenger RNA from Medicago truncatula (barrel medic), 1107 nucleotides. RefSeq names its product probable serine/threonine-protein kinase PBL5. The coding region runs from base 1 to 1107 and encodes 368 amino acids. Lineage: Eukaryota; Viridiplantae; Streptophyta; Magnoliopsida; Fabales; Fabaceae. Gene Ontology annotation, biological process: protein phosphorylation. Gene Ontology annotation, molecular function: ATP binding; protein kinase activity. The record is from RefSeq and is a predicted model, not a curated record. The transcript has 5 exons.